Molecule: messenger RNA, 1102 nt
Organism: Onthophagus taurus
Lineage: Eukaryota; Metazoa; Arthropoda; Insecta; Coleoptera; Scarabaeidae
Gene: M6
Product: neuronal membrane glycoprotein M6
Biological process (GO): neuron projection development
Cellular component (GO): plasma membrane
Source: RefSeq, a predicted model, not a curated record
AUCAUUCUCUACGUUAACAAAUUUAUAUCUUUAAUUAACAUUUUCGUGAAAUAAAUAGUUUUAAUGGCUUUUAAUCGAGAAAAUUUCAUUCGUGAGACUUCUUUUUUAACUGAUGAAGAUGCCCUUUCUGUGUUUGAAGAAAAGAAAGGAAAAUGCGACGCUUGUCUUACAAGAAUACCUUAUGCCACCUUAAUAGCCACAAUUAUGUGUCUAUUAGGUGUGGUUGUCUUUUGUGGAACGAUGUAUCGAGGUGCUACUUUGGCUUUCCUUAUGUUUAACGAUGUCUUUAGAAUGAGACUCUUUUGGGUGGAAGCAAUUCAAAUGACUUUUGUUAUAAUCGGAGCUUGUAUGGGUGCUUUAGGUCUGAUGAUACUCACCAUAGGGUGUUUAGCAACGGGACAAACGCGUUAUAAAGUGUAUAAAGCGUGGAGAUCUCGAGUUGGGGGUCGAAUUAGUUGCGCAGUAUUCAUGGUUAUUACUUAUAUCCUUCAAAUCGCUUGGAUACUAAUGUUUUGCUUUUUAAUAAUCAUAACAUUCACAUUUACCACUUUUUGGUACAUGUGUGAUAAUCCGCGCGUUCAAGAUCGACGAGACUGCAUUGAUUUCACCCAAUUUUAUUUCUUUUUCCCUGAAAAUCAUCGCCAAGAACACAUGAAAGUCUGUUCAGAUCAAGAAGUUAAACAAUUUUGUAAAGAUUACGUCGAAAAAGCGGAAAUAUUGUUUAUUUUAGCAACCGCUUCCUGUUUAUUAAUCAUUUUAAGUCUUGUUCAUUAUUUAAUGUGCUUAUCAGCUAAUUACGCACACAUUCGCGAUCACGAAAAAUUCCAAGAAUUACAAGAUUUGCAUUAUUUAACUGAUAUGGAUGCAAUUAGUGGAAGAGAUAGGUUUUAGGAUAUGGCCCAGGAAAUGCACGCACCAAAUGUUUUCUCUAGAUGGCAAGAAACCAGCGCAAACACAAUUUCUUGACACAGAAUCGAUUUUUAAAAAAUGAUUAAUCUGUGAUCUAUUUUUAUUCAAGUGUAUUUCCUGGGAAUAUAUGUAUUUAGAAUUAUUUCUUUUUUUAUGCAUUUUUUUUGAUAUUUAAUAAUAUUGCUUAAAGAUA